AUGAAGAAAGCUGAAGUAGAGCGCCUAGCGCAGCCCGACUACUGGGACGAAAAAUACACCGCCGAGGGCGCCACAAAGUCGUUCGACUGGUUCCGCGACUUCCAGUCGCUGAAGCCCUUCUUCGCAAAGCACAUGCCCGACAAAGCUGCGCGCAUCUUGCACUUGGGGUGCGGGAACAGUACGCUAUCAGCGGACCUGGCGAACGAGGGAUACACAGACCAAGUGAUGGUGGACUUCUCGGAGGUGAUUAUCGCGCAGAUGAAGGAGCGCCAUCCGGAGAUGGUGUGGCAGGUGAUGGAUGUGAGGGAGAUGAAGUAUGGGGAUGCGGAGUUUGAUUUGACCAUUGAUAAGGGCACACUCGACGCAAUGCUCUCUGGCUCGCUAUGGGAUCUCGAGGACGUGGUGAGGGAGAAUACGACGCGGUAUAUCGACGAGGUUGCGAGAGUGCUGAAGCCCGGCGGGACGUUCCUGUACAUCACGUAUCGCCAGCCGCACUUCAUAAAGCCGAUCAUCACAAGGGACAAGGUCUGGCCGGACUUUCAGAUUGAGAGCUUGCAGGCUGAAGGCGGCAUGUUUGAGUAUUUUGGGUUUGUCAUGACGAAGCUGCGGUGA
This is a messenger RNA of Morchella importuna, 612 nucleotides long. RefSeq lists its product as uncharacterized. The coding region runs from base 1 to 612 and encodes 203 amino acids. Lineage: Eukaryota; Fungi; Ascomycota; Pezizomycetes; Pezizales; Morchellaceae. The transcript is spliced from 4 exons. The record is from RefSeq and is a predicted model, not a curated record.